Letharia lupina is the source of this 1296-nucleotide messenger RNA. RefSeq lists its product as uncharacterized. Gene Ontology annotation, cellular component: plasma membrane. Gene Ontology annotation, biological process: transmembrane transport. Gene Ontology annotation, molecular function: transmembrane transporter activity. The transcript has 4 exons. Lineage: Eukaryota; Fungi; Ascomycota; Lecanoromycetes; Lecanorales; Parmeliaceae. The record is from RefSeq and is a predicted model, not a curated record. The coding region runs from base 1 to 1296 and encodes 431 amino acids.
AUGGAGGUCGAAACGCUUCACAAGCCGACAGAAUCAACAGAGCCAAGCCACAGCCCAGACAUUACCUCCAGAGCUUCAGCCAGCAGCGCGGAGAAGGCACCUGCCACACUACAAGGCCCAUCUACCAUUGACGAGAAAGCUCUACUCAGAAAGAUAGACAUACGCGUAAUACCUAUCCUCUUCAUCGUCUACCUCGCCGCCUUUCUAGACCGCGUGAAUAUCGCCAACGCCCUCACGCUCCGUCUACCGAAAGACCUGCACCUCAAAGGCAACGAGUCCAAUGUCGCCCUCACCAUCUUCUUCGUUCCCUAUGUUCUCUUCGAGGUUCCUUCCAACAUUCUGAUGAAAAGGUUCAAACCUCAUGUCUGGCUGUCAGGCUUCUGGUACAAACGCGAAGAAUCCCAGCGACGUUUCACGGUGUUUUGGAGCUCUGUUCUGUUUGCCAGCAUGUUUGGAGGUCUACUUGCCAGUGCUAUCGCCAACAUGCAGGGUGUCCGCGGAUACAGCAGUUGGCGAUGGAUAUUCAUACUUGAGGGUAUAGCGACAAUCAUCAUCGGCAUUGGUGCGUACUUCCUGGUCGCCGACUUUCCGGCCGACGCCAGCUGGUUGAGUGCUGAAGAAAAGGAAUAUGUCAUCGCAAGGACUGGGACGGACGAGGGAGCCGCGUCUCCUAUCACGGUCCGUCAGAUCGUGUCAUUCUUUGGAAAUGUUAAGAACAUCAUCGGUGGCUUCAUGUACUUUGCCUACUCCUAUUUUGCUCCGACAAUAGUCAAGACGCUUGGCUACUCGACCGUGGAAACCCAAUUGCAUACGGUCCCACCAGCUGCCGCUGCGCUAGCCCUCUGCCUCCUUUCAGCGUACCUGUCCGACCGCCUCCGCCUCCGUUUUCCAUUCAUCUUCUUCGGCUUCUUGCUCACCAUAGUAGGCCUCGCAAUCCUACUGACAACCCACGGGGGUUUCCAUCUGCGAUACCUAGGCAUCUGUUUCGUCGCAAUGGGCUGCUUCUCCGCCGGUCCCAUAAUCGUCUGCUGGUACGUCAUGAACCUGAACGGACACAUGGAAAGAAGCAUUGGCAGCGCGUGGAUGAUUGGUUUCGGGAAUACGGGCGGGUUUGUGGCAACUUUCUGCUUCCUAGCGAAAGACGCUCCCUUUUACCACGUAGGUUAUUCGAUAUGUAUGGGAGCGACCUGCAUCGGAGCGCUGGCUGUUGUACUGUAUGCAGGGUUAGUCAUCUUGGAGAACAACGCCGCGCGGAAACGAGAUGGAAAAGAACACGCGAACAAGAUGUACCUGUAG